Messenger RNA from Penicillium manginii, 702 nucleotides. RefSeq lists its product as uncharacterized. The transcript has 2 exons. NCBI's taxonomy places the organism in Eukaryota, Fungi, Ascomycota, Eurotiomycetes, Eurotiales, Aspergillaceae. The record is from RefSeq and is a predicted model, not a curated record. Bases 1 to 702 code for a protein of 233 amino acids.
AUGUCCGGAGUACAGACCUACACCUCAGCGCCCCUUAAUUCCAACAAGGAAGAGGAGCCAACCCCAACUCAGGCAACCACCUCAAACGCCGAACCCGCCACCGCAAACGACGCUUCAACAUCAGCAACAAACUCCCUUCCAAAUACCUCGGAAACAGCUACAGCUACAGCCCCAUCAUACUCUCCGAUCCCUGCACCAGCGCAGAAUGCCCAACCAGGCGCCGCUCCCAGCCUCCCAACGCCAACAGCAUCAUCUGCCUAUGCCGCCCCAACAGCAAACCUAACCGGCACUCCAACAACCACCCUGCCAACAACAUCGUCCUCUCCAGCACCCCCUCAACCAGGCGCCGUACCAACCGCAUCACCACCAAACCAACAAGCACAAUCUCCCGUUCCCCCUCCACCAAAAGCAGGUGAAGCCAUCCCCCCAACAUCCACCCACCCAUCCAACAGCAACAGCACCGGCACACGCACCGCCCGCCGCAUUCACACAGUCCUACUCCUUCCACCGCUCGCCACACCCGGUCUGCCCCUGCAUAGCGGUGGGGGUGGGAGCAGCGGCGGUGGCGCGGGUGAUAUCUUCCCCGACGAGGAGGAGGGAUUCAUGGGGACGGCUAGGUCAUGGAUGCAGAGUGCCGGGACGAAGUUGGCGGAGGUCGAAGCGGAGGUGUGGAAGCGGAUUAAUGACGCGCAUGGGAAAUAG